UAAAGUCUCACCGGAUGCGGAUAAGCCUUCUGCCAUUGGCUGUGCGACGUCAAUGGCUUCAUUCCCAUCACCUUCGUGAUCCUCCCAACUCUGACUAUACCUUCCAAGACAAAUACCCCGAAUCUCACGUAGACAAUCGAGCAUUGAAAUUCAAGUAUGGCUAUGGAGAUCCUCCCCCAGGAAGUCGUCGACCAGAUCGCAUCAAACUUACACCGACCUGAUCUCAAGAACCUACUGCUACUAUCACCUAAGCUUCGCACCGCGGCGGAGAAGUACUCUGAUGGCUUCACAGAUUACACGCUGCGAGUGCGUGAUCUCUGUGAGUUCGAGGAAAAGUUUCGCGGUGCGCGCUUCUGCUGGCUGCGGAAGCUGGAAUACAAGCUGGUGUUGCUGCCUCAGCGACUGCCGAAUAGGAUUCGCUCAACGACAGAUAACGCCGCAGAAGCGAAGCGCAACGCGGAGUAUCUUUCCAGCCAGAUCCAUCAGUUGUUUGAUUGCCUGAAGAACCUCGAAGAACAUGAUGGACCGCAAGGCACGAUAGAUCUUGCAAUCACCAGUCCUGAGACGCGUGAGACAGAGAUUAGGAUACCAGAAGCAUGGUUCAUACGGCUCCUUGACCCAGACCGGCUACCAACGCUCACAUCUAUCGGCUCUCUUCACCUAGGACCUUCUCCGACUCAGCGGCAGUCGAACUAUUUUAGCAGAUUCGAUCUUAGAGCUACGCUUGAUCUCUCACUCAAACUCCCAGGCAUUGAGAGCGUAAAUGCCGAACUCUUCGACGAACACAACUGCGAUGCUGAAAUCGACCGGGUGCGCGUCCAUGGGCGAGAGGAUUUCGCGAGGGCCGCUACGAACAUGUCUCUGCAGACAAGGAAAGCCGAGUUGAGAUUCCAGAGCCGGAAGGCACAUCAACAUCUCGACCACGAUGCUGCGAUGCCGAAACUCAUCCUCUCAGGGUCGUCGGACUCUUUUAGCUCAAGUCUAAGGAUUCUAUGCCAAAACCUCACCCAACUUCGACUGAGUGCCAUUAUUGACCAUUCUUUUUUCUGGUCCGAGGAUGACAGUGGUUUGGUCUGGCCUAAUCUGGAAUCAUUGGAGGUCAAAUUUCACCCAGUCACCCCUUCCGGUUCCUGGUAUUUCAUGGGACCCCGUGGAGAAGGCAAGGACGUGCAGGGAUACCCUGUUGAAGGUGUGGGGUAUGCCAGUCAAGGGCAUUCCGCUAACAGCGAUACCAUCAUACUCGGCCAUGCUCCUUGCAGGCCGUCAGGAUGGCGUCUCAAGCCUAAUCCAGACACACUGUAUCCGCUACUCACCGCGUUCGCCAAGGCAGCGGCCAAGAUGCCUCGCUUGAGAGAAGCUAUGAUAUGGGCGCCAAUCUGGUGGUACUUGGGAGAUCACAUCUCGCCCAAGUUCUCAUACAACAGAGGAUUCGACAUGAUGAACAGCCAGAGGUCACUCGGCUGGGGGAUAGGGUACACGGCACCAGAUGCCGAUGAGGCCUCGGGCUCUGUAGAGUCCGAUGAUGAGGAUGUUCGGCUUUUUGAGUGGAGAACAGGCAGUUGGGAGGCGGAUGAGGCGUUAAAACAGCUGUUCCAUAACAUUGGUCGCGAGACGCACGGUGACGAGUUUGAAGACGAUUGGGAUCCAGAAACAAAUCAGGAAGAUUUGUUCUUUGAGAAUUUCUGCCAAGGCGAAAGAAAUGCGUGAUGUCAGGCGCGCAGAAUGUUUAUGGAAGAGAGAGGUUUCGAUGUAGCUUGUUAGUAAUUGAGCGCAAUUGGAUUCUUCUGUCUCUGUCUAGCACUGUCUCUAUGUCCCCUUUGCAGAUACAAGAUUGAGAUUAAUUUUACUAUUGUGUCAGAAACCAAC
Molecule: messenger RNA, 1866 nt
Organism: Colletotrichum acutatum
Lineage: Eukaryota; Fungi; Ascomycota; Sordariomycetes; Glomerellales; Glomerellaceae
Exons: 1
Coding region: 157-1707 (516 amino acids)
Molecular function (GO): protein binding
Source: RefSeq, a predicted model, not a curated record